AUGAGGCUGAAUUCAGGUCAAGAUACUGGUGCUGCCACCGCCAAGUCCGGACGGCGCAAGCUCAGACCAGGCGAGCCAAGUGAAUGGAGCCAGAGGCCUGACGAUGCAGCUCCUCCACCUCACACUCGCGGUUCGGUCCAAAUCCAGAGACGACUGGAUCCAACGCAGGCACCGUCAAAACCACAAUUGACGACUCGCAGGCGAGAACACACCAGCUCAAAAGCCGUGGAUGCUUCUGCGCCCGGUCCGCCGCCCGCGACUUCUGCUGCUGCUGUUGCCGCCGCCGUUGCUGCAGGUGGUCGUUCCAACACCGCUCCAUGGCAGCCAGGUCUGGCCAGAGUCGCUUCAGAAACUUACCGUCGACCAAGCACGCUGCACAUGGAUUCGUACGACGGAGAGGAUGAGUCUGCCAACGAGCAACAACCUCCGCGCCGUACGAGGAGAAACUCUUCUCCCAACUACCCUCGACGCCGGCUUAUGCCGGGAGCGUAUUCUGAGGCCUCGACACACAGGUCACCCAGCGUCUCAUCCUACGGCGGCAAUGAAGAUGAUGGCCUGGAGGUGGAGGAAGUACUGCCUGACGCAGCGUCUCGUCAUAGCAGACGGCGUGUGCCAAGCCAUGACGACUAUCUUGAUUCCUCACUUGACAAAGACCGCUUCCGAAAAAGAUUUACACCGCAGCGGUAUUAUUCCGACAACGAGCAAGACUCUGAUUCCCCGCUAUCGGACAGUGAAGCGGCCUCUUCACAUACGCGAGAGUCCUCCAGAGUGCGUGAGAGGAGCGAGUCGCGCCACAAGGUCCAGCGUUAUCAAUUGACACAUGCGAUUGAAGGCUCGCGCCCAGAGGGCUCACGCCCGCCUCCAAUGUCAAGGAAAAGCUCCAAUAACAAAUUGGCCAGGCGUGCUACAUCGACAGGACGAGAUGGCGCAGGUUAUAGAUCGGCAGGGUCGGCAUACGAGGAUCGAGAACCUCUUCCUCGAAGGUCAUUCACCAUGCGAUCGGCUCGCAGUCUUAAUGGCUCGACGUCAGGGCCAGCCCGCAUCCUGGGGGAUGUUUUCGGCAACAGCCUCUCUAGACCUGCAUCACCAGACAAAUUCUUCCAACUUGAGAAACAAAACAAGUUGGAUAAACGAAAGGGAAUUGCAUGCGUCAUCUGUAUGGAAGAUACCUCACCAACAAAGGGGGCAGAUCUCAAGUGCGGUCAUCGAAUGUGCAAUGCGUGCAUGAAACGCAAUUUCGAAAUGUCGAUUCGUGAUCCACAGCACAUGCCCCCGCGCUGCUGCACAAAGGCUCACAUUCCUCUCAAGCAUGUUGAUAAGUUGUUUGAUGAUGCUUUUAAGAGGGCGUGGAAUCGCAAGUUUGCCGAGUAUUCGACAGGCAAUCGAGUCUACUGCCCCUCAAAACGAUGCGGCGAAUGGAUCAAACCCACCAGUUUUUACCGAGGCGAAGAUGGUAGAAGGGUCGCUCGAUGUGGUCGCUGCAAUACCAAGGUUUGUCCAAAGUGCAGUUCGAAGUGGCACAGCUCCCUUGAUUGUCCUCGUGACGAAGAGACGAACAAGUUCCUUGAUCAAGCCAAAGAAGAAGGCUGGAAGAGAUGCUACAAGUGCAAAUCCAUGGUGGAACUCAAAGAAGGAUGCAACCAUAUGACCUGUCGAUGUGGAGCCGAAUUCUGCAUGCUAUGCGGCACCAAAUGGAAGGGAUGUAGCUGUCCAUGGUUCAAUUACGAAAAUGGAAGCAAUCCAUGGCGGAAUAACGCACUAGAUGAUUUGAAUAUCCCCACAGAAGAUUUACGAAAGAUCCUUCGAAACAAUAGGCCAAGUUCCAUGGAAGAUUUGCGAACAUAUUCGAGACCCACUGCCUCGAUGCCUGUACGAGCAAGGCCUCAGGAUUAUGAAGACGAGACGCUUCUUCGCCGAUUCCAAGAGCAGCGCAAUGGAAAUUCAUCAAAGAAAAUGCAGCACGAAGACGAAUAUGACCAUGAGUAUGAUGAAGAGCGCGAAGAUGAACGCGAAUAUGAACGCGAAAAAGACCGCGGUCAUGGCCGCGAUCGCCAUCGAGACCGAAAACGUGACCGAAACCGAAAACAUGGUCGAGAUCGCGAACGAGAUCGCGAGCGUGAACGAGAGCGUGAGCGCGAGAAUCCUUUCGCUCCCAUCUCUGCUCCUAUGACACCAGAUGUAGAGGAGGAUGAAAUGGACUAUGGAUUCCCUAGCGGCAAGUACCAUCCAGCUGAGGAUUACAGACGAACAAGUAUGCCGGCCCUAUCUACCACUGCUCCAAUGGCCCAGCCGCCGCAACCUUACGGUGGCUAUGUUUCUGAAGUCAAUCGGGCGAGGGGUCCGCAGCGCAGUGACUCUAUGGAGCAGCGCCUGGCUGAUCGAUUGUCGGAGAACCGCUCAGGGCGCCGAUCGACAGGGCCGUCUCCGCCAGCCCCUGUCAUGCGACCUCAUGUUAUUCACCAGAGAGAUGCUGCUACAGAUAUGGGCAUAGGCAUGGCGAUGAGUGCGAUGGGUGCGAUGGGUAGGGGUGCUAUGCCGCCACCAUCGGCUUAUGCCCCAAUGCCAGCGAUGCCUCCUCCAGGAAUGAUGAGGCCGAAUCCCUUUGGAGGGGAUGCGUACUACGACAAUGCGUAUACAACAGCACCAAAGUCUGUACACGAUCCGUACUACUACGGAGGCAUGGAUGCUGCUGAGCCUGAGCUCCCCGACCCCCGCCGCAGAUCACGACGUAGUGGUGAAGAGCGUGAGAGACCCAAGUCAUCAACCCUGGCAGGAUUAACUGGAUAUGGACGGGGCGCUCACCGUGUGUCCGAGUGGAGAAACUUUGUUGUGCCGGGCUUUCCUAAUGAGGCAGAGUGA
This is a messenger RNA of Trichoderma gamsii, 2859 nucleotides long. RefSeq lists its product as hypothetical. Gene Ontology annotation, molecular function: ubiquitin conjugating enzyme binding; ubiquitin protein ligase activity; zinc ion binding. Lineage: Eukaryota; Fungi; Ascomycota; Sordariomycetes; Hypocreales; Hypocreaceae. The transcript is spliced from 4 exons. Gene Ontology annotation, biological process: ubiquitin-dependent protein catabolic process; protein polyubiquitination; positive regulation of proteasomal ubiquitin-dependent protein catabolic process. The record is from RefSeq and is a predicted model, not a curated record. Gene Ontology annotation, cellular component: cytoplasm; ubiquitin ligase complex. Bases 1 to 2859 code for a protein of 952 amino acids.